AUGAGCAAACGCGUCGGCGGACACGACGUACAUCGUCCGGCAACGCAAAAGCUACCAGCGGAGCCGAAAACUCUCUUCCUUCUCUUCCUACUCUUUCUUGGCCUGCAAGUCUUCCACAAGGUGCGCUUGGUCUGCAUAAUCAACCGCGUUAUAGCCCAGAUGUCCUGGCAGUUCUUCCUCCACCAACACGACCACCGACUAGAACAGACUGCUACACAUGAAUUCAGCCGUACGGAGGAUGUCAAGUUCGACAAUUAUAGCCUCAUCGUCAGAGGACAGCGGUUGUUCUUACAUUCCGGUGAAUUCCAUACAUGGAGGCUUCCGGUACCUUCGUUAUGGCCAGACAUUCUGGAGAAGGCCAAAGCUGCGGGGCUCAGCGCCAUUAGCAUCUACGUUCAUAUGGGCCUCAGCAACCCGUCACGCGGCGUUACGGACUUCGAGGGAUUCAGGGCUCUGAAGCCAUUGUACGAAGCCGCGAUGGCGGCGGGGCUGUGGGUUGUUGUCAGACCCGGACCGUACAUCAACGCCGAGACGUCUGCAGGAGGGAUAGCGCACUGGGUGACGACGGAGGUUGGAGGUCGGCUACGGACGAAUGACUCGGAAUGGUCUCAAGCUUGGACGAAGUAUAUUGAAGCUGUUGUCCGCGAAACGGCGGCAUAUCAGAUUCAUCGUGGUGGUCCCGUUAUUGGGCCGCAACAGAGAAGGCCCUCUCUGCUCAUCUUUCUCAAAGAUAACGAGUUUACUCAAAACUAUACUGGACACGGAGAGUACUACGAAGAACUCCUUGCUGCAUUUCGUAAUGGUGGUAUCGAGGUCCCACUGACCUACAACGACCCAAAUCAAGCUGGAAACUUCAUCAACGGGACAGUGCGUGCAUCUGGCUUCGUUUCCUUCCGCCUAAUCAUCUUCCUGCGAAGGGUGCUGUGGAUCUCUACGGGUGAAGUACCGCGAGCAUAUUGUCAGCUAUUAUCUAACUGGAUGGCAAGACUUGACUCAUACCCUCAACGAUUCGACUGCUCGCAUCCUUCAACUUGGCGACCUGUUGUGGACAACUAUCAUGAAUACCACCAGCGAGUGAAUCCAUCUCAGCCAUGGUAUAUUCCUGAGUUCCAAGCAGGUUCGUUUGACGCCUGGGGACCCAAUUCUCCCGGUUAUGGACCUUGUGGUGUUCUUACUGGACCGGACUUUCAAUCGGUUUUCAAUAUGGAUCUUUGGGCAAGCAACGCGAAACUGAUCAAUUAUUAUAUGCUCUACGGGUAUUGGGACGAGUUGGGGUGGCCUUCCUUUCCCGUGAGUGUUUCCCGUCUCACUUACUCUCCGUCUGCUAACAACACUGAUGUUAGCGGCGUUUAUACCUCGUAUGACUAUGGGGCUGCGAUAUCUGAGUCCCGUGCAUUAACGUCGAAAUACGACGAGCUCAAGCUGCAAGGGAUGUUUAUUCGCUCAUCUCCGGAGUUUGCGAAAACUGAGUGGGUAGCGGACUCGCGCACUGGUUUGACCGUGUCAAGCAACCCCGCUGUUUUCGUCACAAAACUCCAAAACCCCGACUCCGGUGCCGGAUUUUGGGUAGCACGACAAACAAACUCGAUAUCCAAUCUUACCGUCGAUUUCAAGUUAUUGCUUGAAACGCUGACCGCUGGAGGAAAUCUAUGGGUUCCUCUAGCUGCGCCAGCGUUGACGCUGUCUGGCCGCGAAGCCAAGACGAUUGUCACGGAUUACCACUUCGGCACACGCCCAGAUUCGUUGCUCGUUUACUCUACCGCUAGAAUAUUCUUUGCGGGGACCAUCGGCAAUCGAGAUGUGCUCUUGUUACAUGGCAGAGCCGACCAAAGCCACGAGUUUGCGAUGACGAUGACUGGGGUGCCAAAUCCGUGGUUCCAUGCGCCGGAGGCAAAAUAUAAUGUCGUUCUAGCGGAUGGCCGUUUGGGGACGGUGAUAUCAAUCCUUUCGGGAACGGCUGGAGGUCUCAUAACGAUCCACGACUCCGACACUCAGCUCGUCCUCUUCGCGGAUAGCGAGACUGCACAAACCUUCUGGGCUCCUGGUCUCUCCUCAAACACCGAUCCAUUCGGCAACUUUUGGGGUAUUGGCACCAACUCGAGUGUACUUGUUGGUGGACCAUACCUCGUUCGUAGCGCGACUCUGGGGGACAACGGAACAAGUCUUGCUUUGAGGGGCGAUUUGGCGGCAGAGGUUCGCUUCACGGCUAUCCUCCCGCCUAGCAUCCGACGCAUAUCAUGGAAUGGGAUCCCACUCGGAGCGCCAGACUCUCUAACCUCAAACGAAAGCAUCAAGUCAUAUCGUCUCCCAAUCCGUGCUUCGGCUACCUCCGUCGUCGUCCCGGAGCUGACCGGAUGGCGAUAUGCAGACAGCCUUCCGGAGGCAGACAUUAACUUCGACGAUACCAAGUGGACUGUGGCGAAUAGGACCGAGACAAACGUCCCCCAAAAGAGAUGCUGUAUGGCGAUGGGCGCAUUCUGUACGGAUGCGAUUACGGUUUGUGGGUGCCUUACUUUAUCCUAUUCUGUCGAUUUGAUCGCCGUCAGCUGCGAGAAUAUUGUGUUAUGGCGCGGACACUUCAACGUUGCGCAAGGCCAUGAACCUACGCAUCUUAAUCUAUCCAUCAACGGCGGCCAAGCAUUUGCGGCCAGUGUGUGGCUAAAUGAAAACUUCUUGGGGACAUCAUACGGAAACUCGACGAACAAUAUGAAUGUGAUAGAAGAGACAGACGACAAAUUCCUUCUACCUGGCAAUUCGUUGAGAGCAGGGGAGAAUGUCGUUACCGUUGUUCAAGACAACAUGGGUUUAAACGAGACUGACGGCAAUAAUGCUGAUAGCUCCCGAAAUCCGCGCGGCAUUCGCGGCUUCUCCCUCGACCGAGGACAGUUUGGCUCAUGGAAGGUGCAAGGGAAAGUUGGGGGAUACACAGGGCAAGUAGUCCCAAGACAAGAGAGGACGGUGCUCAAACUACCCACCGAUAGAUUUCCCGACAAAACACGCGGCAUUUUCAACGAAGGCGGUCUGUUCGGUGAGCGGCGUGGUUGGCAUCUUCCUGGCUUCGAUACGUCCUCCUGGCUCGCGCGCGAACUCGAUCUGGGCAUUCCGGGAGAUGUAGCUGGAAUUGCCUUCUUCAUAACGGAUUUCACGCUGAGCAUCCAGCCGUUCCUCGAUGUGCACCUGUCCUUCCACUUCGAGGACACACUGGGCCAGCCGUACCGCGCGUAUUUGUUCGUCAAUGGGUGGAUGAUGGGCAAACGAAUUGCGAAUUUAGGCCCGCAGGCCAAGUUCCCCGUUCACCAAGGAAUACUUGACUACCAAGGGCAAAACACUGUCGCCGUAGCAUUAUGGGCAAUGGAGGAUGUACCCGUUCGGCCGAAGCUCAGGCUCAUUGUCGAUCAGGUGUACGAUUCAGCAUUAGAGGGCAUCACAAGCGACAAUCCACCGUGGUCGAAUGUAGGCCGAGAAUACCUGUGA
Molecule: messenger RNA, 3474 nt
Organism: Mycena indigotica
Lineage: Eukaryota; Fungi; Basidiomycota; Agaricomycetes; Agaricales; Mycenaceae
Product: BetaGal-dom2 domain-containing protein
Exons: 15
Coding region: 1-3474 (1157 amino acids)
Biological process (GO): carbohydrate metabolic process
Cellular component (GO): vacuole
Molecular function (GO): beta-galactosidase activity
Source: RefSeq, a predicted model, not a curated record